Meleagris gallopavo (turkey) is the source of this 1123-nucleotide messenger RNA. RefSeq names its product sulfotransferase 2B1-like. Lineage: Eukaryota; Metazoa; Chordata; Aves; Galliformes; Phasianidae. The record is from RefSeq and is a predicted model, not a curated record. Gene Ontology annotation, molecular function: sulfotransferase activity.
CAGUUAUUUAACCGCCGUCCCAUCACGUCCGGCACAGCCGGGCCAUGGAGCGCCUGGAGGUAACGGAGACUUUCGCCGGCAUCGCGCUGCCUGGGCACCUCCACACCGCAGAGUCCCUGCAGUUCGCCACCAAAUUCCCCUUCCGUGACACCGAUGUGGUCAUCGUCACCUACCCCAAGUCGGGCACCACGUGGAUGCAGGAGAUCCUGACACUGCUGUACAGCGGUGGGGAUGCGCAGCCUGCCAAGACCAUCCCCAAUUGGGAGCGGGCGCCCUGGCUGGAGCAGAUCCACUUCCGCAGCUCGCUGCGGGACACAGCCACGCACCGCCUCAUCACCAGCCACCUGCCUGCCCGCGUGCUGGGCCCCUGGCUGCAGGGCAGCAAGGCCAAGGUGAUCUACGUGGCCAGGAACCCCAAGGAUGUGGUGGUCUCCUAUUACCACUUCCACCGCCUGGCCAAGUUCCUGCCUGACCCCGUUUCCUUUGACGCCUUCCUCCAGCAGUUCCUGGAGGGCAAAGUGCACUACGGCUCGUGGUUUGAGCACGUCAAGGGCUGGCUGGGCCAGCGGCAGCUUCUCGACAUCAUCUACAUCACCUAUGAGGAGCUGCACAAGGACCUGCGUGGCACAGCGCAGCGGCUCAGCGCGUUCCUGGGCAUUACGCUGGAGCCGCAGACGCUGUUGGCACUGGAGCAGCACUGCAGCUUCGCAGCCAUGCGGGACAACGCCAUGGCCAACUACACCCUGAUCCCCCCCGAGAUCAUGGACCACAGCCAGGGCCGCUUCAUGCGCAAAGGCGUGGUGGGCGAUUGGCGCUCCCACUUCUCACCGCCGCAAAACGCCCUCUUUGACCGCGUGUACCACGAGGAGAUGCACGACACUGAGCUGAGCGCCCACUGGGCCAUGGUGUGAGGGACGCGCAGCCCGCACAGCACACACAGCGUGGCCCUGGGAUGGGGAACAGCGGCUCCGUGCCCCACGGCGGGGCGGUUCCCGGCUGAGCGCCGCCGCCAUCCCCAAGGCUGCCGUCCCCUGGUGGCCGUGACCCCCCAACCCCUCGCUUCCUGCAGCGCGGUGGGGAGCGCGGCCCCGUUUGGGAAAGAAUAAAUAUUUAUUGCCAUUCC